AUGCCACGACUCCCGCCAUGGCUCAGCAGGCAAGCCAGAUGUCACUCCCCCAAUCUUGCGGCUCUGAUCCCUGCUUGUCGGGAUUUGCAAUGUUCCAAAAAUGAGCUUCGAUGGUUGACCGACUUUGUCGAAAGGACAGUGUUUGAAGGCUGCAACAAAGCCCGCCGCUUGAGGGACUUGUGCCAGAAGCGAGGCCGAGGCGUUCCUCUACAGUACAUUUUGGGAAGCCAGCCCUUUGGCCAUCUCGAGAUUCUGUGCAAACCGGGUGUUCUCAUACCACGACCAGAGACGGAGGCGUACACACACUACCUUGCGGAUCUCAUCACAUCAGGCCAAGGGUUGGGUGGCGAUCCUUGCACCCAGGACCUCAGAAUCGCUGAUUUCUGUACAGGAACUGGCUGCAUCUCUUUGCUCUUGUACUCGUUGCUUCGGCAAAGUUUCCGCCACCUGCAUGUUGAGGGUGUUGACGUUUCCCUUGAAGCAGUAGACCUGGCUCGGCGUAACAUCACCCAUAACCAAACAUUGGGGAACAUGGGCAAGUCUGAGCCAGGAAACGAAGUCAGUUUCUCGAGGAAAGACAUCUUCAAUGAUCAAGACAUUGCCGCCAUGGAGGAUAAGGGCUGUGAUGUAUUGAUAUCGAACCCUCCCUACAUCUCGCCAAAGGUUUGGGACUAUGGCCACGGACAGCUUGGGUACUCGGUCCGCAAAUAUGAACCGCGCUUGGCUCUGGUUCCAAGCCAGCAAAUACCCACGCCUUCAGGGUGGCAGCAUCAAGACGUAUUCUACGCAAGGCUACUGGACAUAGCCUUGCGACUAAGGCCCAAGAUUGCGCUCUUCGAACUGGGUGAUGAGAUGCAGGCUCGUCGUAUACUUUCCGGACUUUUCCAGCAUGAGAUUUCAGCAGUUUCAAAGGCUGAAAACCUGUUGGCUUGA
Molecule: messenger RNA, 933 nt
Organism: Ustilaginoidea virens
Lineage: Eukaryota; Fungi; Ascomycota; Sordariomycetes; Hypocreales; Clavicipitaceae
Exons: 2
Coding region: 1-933 (310 amino acids)
Biological process (GO): protein methylation
Cellular component (GO): mitochondrion
Molecular function (GO): protein methyltransferase activity; nucleic acid binding
Source: RefSeq, a predicted model, not a curated record